Leishmania braziliensis MHOM/BR/75/M2904 is the source of this 4083-nucleotide messenger RNA. RefSeq lists its product as hypothetical. Bases 1 to 4083 code for a protein of 1360 amino acids. NCBI's taxonomy places the organism in Eukaryota, Euglenozoa, Kinetoplastea, Trypanosomatida, Trypanosomatidae. The record is from RefSeq and is a predicted model, not a curated record. The transcript has a single exon.
AUGUCUCAUUCAUCAGGGCCCACCGUUCCGACCCCGUCACCUGACGGCGCUGUAGCGGAGCUCCAGCCUCACAGCCAAGGUAGCCCGCCGGUUUUCAUCCAUCCACCCAGGCCCCAUGCUGCGCCUUCGGCAUACCCGUCUUAUCCGCCGGCACUGUAUCCGCGGCAGCUCCAACCGCAGCCCAGCUACUCGCCGUCGAUCCCUAUGGACACGCACGACCCGAACAGGAGUAGUGUCGGUAGUCGCACUGCCCCAGCGGCAUCGUCUCUGACGCUGUCCGGCUCAUACGGUGCCGCAGCCGCGACUUGCCCGUCACCCGCCUAUCCUGCGCCCCCCGGCUCUUCUGGGUACGGCAGGUAUUCACAGCAGCCGCCCGUAGCACCGCCGCCACCGACGCACGAGCAGCAGAACCCCAUGGUGUACAUCCCGCGCGAGGUGGGACGUGAGGAAGUCGUGAAUGAGGCCAUCGCCUCGACAUCGCAGUACCGGUCGCAGACGCAACUGAGGCAGGAGGCGGAGUGGUGUUACGAGCGGCUGUGCGGGAACGUCCCACAGUCGGGGCACCGCGGCCGCGAGGGGCAAAGGUGCGACGGCUACGCGCGAGAGAAUGUUGCUCGGCAUCUGUUGACUGCAGACCGUGCCGCCGCGCGGGGCGGCACAGUGCCGUCCGUCUCUUCUCGCACCGCCCAGCUGCAGAACGUGGAGUUCUUGAUCGGCUCGCCCUGUCAUGUUAACAGGCUCGUACUCCUCUUCUUCUCCACGCUGUUCGGCGUCCUUCCUCUUAUGUCCACCUUUGCCUUCACGACGCUGCUGUGUGGUGUGGUGCUGCUGUACAUUUCUGACUACCUCGGAUACCAUCGCACCACCGUCUUCGUCCUGCUCGGCACCGCCAUUGUGUUUUCGGCGACGCUUUUCUUUUCGAACAUCCACGCAGCGGCCACGUCGUUUGGGCCAAUGCUGAUGAUUGCGGACUUGGGUGGGAUUCUCAUGGUGGUGGUAGCGGCUGCGAUUCAGCACUUUCGCUGGGUGCAGGAGACGUUUCCGAAUGUCCUGUGCUCGCUGGAGCGACUUGUGUUCGCAGUGGGCCCUGUGCUCUGCUUGCCGCCUCUGCUGACGACGAUCACUGGACUCGCUGGCUCUCGCUACGCACCGUUCUUCUUCUUUGCUGCUCUGUGCACGCUGCACCACUUCUUCUAUUGCCCCCUCAAGAGUAGCUUCCUUGUGCUGGUCUCGCCAAAGAGUGCUGCGGGUGCCGCCACAGCGUCGGUGCAGCAGCAUCACCAGCAAUCAGAUGCCGCCGGGGAUGCCGGUGUCCACGCGAGACGGAGGGUCGUCGAUAACGGGAACGGUGAGGCAAAAGGCGCGCACGUGGGUGUCGGCGGUGUCGGCGCCAACGAUGAUGCGGCCCUUGUCGACACCUCCUCGCCUACCCACGGUGUGCCGCUGCAAUUGAACGAGCAAGUGGAGGCGGUUCUCUUCAGCUGCCUGGUCGUGCUACUCCCUAUCGCUGUGUACAACGCCUUCCAGAGCAACUGGGACGACCAUGUGUUUGCGAACAUUCUCAACUCCCUCGGCCUCGUCUGCGGCAGCAUCGCGUACUUCUGCAUUUCGCCGAUGCACAGCCUCUGGUUCCUGGCACCGCCAGGGGAGAAUACCUACUCACUGUUUCAGCAGCUGGAAUACGACCCGGUCAAGCUUCUCGACCUCGUCGCGACCUUCCGCAUUCCCGUGCUGGCCUCCGCCUCUACUCUCGCGGUGCAUUGGGGCGCCUACCGCCUCCUUAGCUCGCGCUACGCGUACCUGUUCUCCGGCGUUGCCUACCCUUUCAAUGCCAUCUUGCUGCUGAUCGCCUUCUACAUUACCGUGUACGUCGGCAUUGAAAUCAAGCGACUCCUCGACAUUGACAGCAGCGGCGGCGACGUGAUGAAGGACAAGCACCUGAUACGACGCAUGCCGGUGCUGCUUGGCAGUUGCGUGGUGUCCGUCAUUCUGUGCAUCCUGACAAGUAUGCCGGGUGUGCUCUACUUUCCAAGUGUGCUCUCCGUCAUCGCAUUUAAUCUGUUCCUCAUGGACCGCACGAGCGGUGGCCCAAUGUUCACCUUCACUGUCUUCACGAGCCUGAUGCUGCUGUGGUGGAUGUACCGCACGUACUCCUUCAUUGUGAUGGAUCUGCGCGUUUUUGGUGAGACGACGGUAGUACCAACGCCGGUGCUGGGGGUGAGCGUGCUGUGGUGCUACGUGCUCGGCUGCAUGGGUUUCACUCUUUCAUUCUCGCCUAGCAAGAUGCCGGUGACGAUCGUCCUCUUCCUGCUCGCGCUGCAGGUUACCUUCGUCGAGCACGUCCUCUACUCGCAAAAGGAGGAGGGGGUCUACCCUGGGGUGCUUGUCGCGCUCACGAGUGUGGUGGGCGUUGCCGUGAUGUGCCGCAUGUAUGCAAACGGCGUUCUGACAGUGUACUCGGCGGCGCUCAUCUCGUCCUGCUACGUAGCCAAGUUCUUUACGUUUCUGGUCGAAGUGACGAGCGCUGGCUAUGCCGCGGAGCUCGCUGUGCGUGAUGGGUUGGAGACGGUCCGCGCGGGCCUCCUUACGGUCGAGUUGACGUGUGGGUGGUGGGUUGUCCUCUUCGCUGGAUACCUCGUCGCCACAUUCGAGAUCGAGCACCGCCGUCGCAUCAAGAUGGAAGCGGCGAAGAGGAUGCUCUACACAUACGCCGCCCUGGCGCUGCUGCUGUCCCUGCUGACGAUCCGCAACGUGCAACGCGCGGCGUACGAGUUUGUCACCCAUAGCUACGUGGCGGAGUCGGAGCUGCUUCACAUUGCCGCCGGCACGUGCUGUGCGACCUACGCACUUCUGACGAUGCCCGUGUGGUGGCGACUGAAGAGCCGCUACCCGGUUGUGUUCCCGCUUUACGCCGUUUCCCGCGGCACGGCGCUGCUGGCUGUGGUUCUGCUAGCUGUGCAGCCCACCCGUGUGAUUGAGGAUGAGGUGUCCGACUUAGACUACGAUUUCGAGUACGCCGACAGAGGUCGUUGCGCGACGGCUGUCGGUCUCAUAAUGCUGCUUGGUGCCCGGGUCUUCAGUCUGUCGUGCUUCCCGUUUGCCGGUCGCUUUCUGUACUGGCUUGUGGCAGCCGCGUCAUUGGCACUCGGCAUCACCGGGCUCGUGCAGGCCGCGCCGUCCUUCAACUUCUACAUCAUGAUGCUGGGCUUGGUUUUUUUGGCUCUCAUCAUGGUCGAUGUGGCACACUAUCGCGAGGUAGGCGGCUUCGUGCUUAUUGGAGUGUACGGUCUCUUCAUCCUUAUGAUCCCGCUCUCUUUCCUGCAGCUCAACCAGUUCGUCAGUGAGCAGCAGGAGAAGCUGCACUACUCGUCCGAUCGCCUGACGACGCUGUGGGAUAUGCACGAGCAGGGCAGCAUGCGCCUUCUGGCAGUCAUCAUCGUUCUGCACCUCGGCUUGUCAGUGAUGAUCAACUGUCGCCUGAGCGGGCGGCCGCUCCUCCCCAAGUGCCAGGUGAUUAGCCGAGAGGCCAGCCUGUCCCUUGGCGUCAUUGCCAACUUCUCGACAGAACUGUCCGUGAUGCUGCUGUGCGCCAUCAAUUUCUACGGCAACGACAGUGACCCAGCCCUGUACGUUUUAUUCUCUCUCCUUCUGCUGCUCUUUGUGGAUGACGAGCUCAUCUUUUUUGAACUCAAGGAGCACAACUUCCGCUACUUCGCACCUGCAGCAUGCGCCUUGACACUGUUGUGGCUCUGCACCAUGUGGAAUGCGUGGCGCACGGCGGCACCGCAUGGUCUUCUCUCGCAAUUGAGGAGGGAGACGUGGGCAGUAGUGCAGGCUUCUUUCACCUUGCCGGCGCAGAUCUCGCUCCUGUCGCUGUUGUGGAAGGGGCGCAAGAUGGGCAGCUCUCCCGGCUUCGUUGUCAUUGGCUCGGUACUGCUGAACCUGGCGUGCCUGCUACUGGUGUCUGACAAGGCAGUGCAGUGGAUGGCGAUUGUGGGCAUCUUCGGCCAGUGCGUACGUGUCUUUGAAGCACAACUCCAGCCCACCACCUCCACGCGUCGUCGUCACAGCAGCGCCUACUAA